Molecule: messenger RNA, 990 nt
Organism: Xyrauchen texanus (razorback sucker)
Lineage: Eukaryota; Metazoa; Chordata; Actinopteri; Cypriniformes; Catostomidae
Product: immunoglobulin domain-containing protein
Exons: 5
Coding region: 94-951 (285 amino acids)
Biological process (GO): positive regulation of natural killer cell mediated cytotoxicity directed against tumor cell target; positive regulation of type II interferon production; positive regulation of Fc receptor mediated stimulatory signaling pathway
Cellular component (GO): external side of plasma membrane
Source: RefSeq, a predicted model, not a curated record
UCAGUGUGGAAAGAAAACCACAUGAUAUAAUAAAGGCCGACAAAGCAAGACCAAGGCGGAAGAGAGAGACUGUUUUGAUUAAGCUCAGCAGCCAUGAAAACCAACUGUGUUUGUGCUCUUAUAAUCCUUGUCAACUUGAAAACGAGCAAAUCAAAAAGUGAUGUAUCUAUCAGUCACAGUGGAGAUGAAGAUCACCAGAAUAUUACCUGUGUCCUCACUGGGGAAGAGAAUAUCACACAGAUCAACUGGGAGAUGCAAAGAGGACUAAAUCGUACCAAACUGGGCAUGUUCCAUCCGAUUUUUGGAAUUCACAUAUCAUAUAAAAAUAAGGCAGAAGUAAAAAUCCAGGCUCAAACAACUCCACAUCCAUUAUCAUCCAUACUCAUUAAACUAGCAUCAAAUGAGAGCGUGGAAAUCUGUUGUGCGUUCAUUACCUUUCCUUCCGGUAAACUGGAGCAGUGCAUCGAUUUCAGUAAGAAAGAUGUAAAUAUUAACACGUCAAUAAUAAAAGAUUUUACUUAUGUACAACCAGAACCGGGACUGGGAUUAUUUGGACGUUUGGGUGUAAUGAUCAUUGGAUCUAUUCUUUCCCUUUUAAUCUUGACAGUCUUAUUCUAUUUAUGCCGAAAGAACAACUGUAAGAGGAGGCAGUCCUUUGAAAUAUGCAUGUACCUGACAGACUCUCCAGCUGAGACAUAUGCAGAGGAAUCCAAUGUUGCACCAACUCCUCAAAGUACUGCAAGUGGCUUUGAUGCCUCCAAACUUUAUGCCAAGAUUAAAGAAGACCUUUUCUAUGGCCGUUUGUGGAAGUCUUACCAAGGCCAACCUAAUAAGUCAUGGACUCAAAGUGCCAUGACUGAUAACGGACAAGUUUAUCAUCUGCUAGGACAGAGUCCUUUACAACAGAGAAAUGAGGAGGGCAGCCCCUUGAGGCCAGAGACAACUACAUGAUUAUGCCAUAUUUUGUAUAGUAAAAUGGCUAAAAGCAGA